AUGAUCCAUCUUGGAGUUACAACUGUUGACAAUAAGAAUUUCUUUUUUGUCACUUAUGUUUAUGCUUUUAAUGAUGAGGAGGGGAGGAAAUGGCUCUGGAAAGACCUUCAAGAUCUGAUUGUUAAGGGGCCCUGGAUUGUGAUGGGUGACUUUAAUGACAUCUUAGCAAAAGAGGAGAGGAUUGGCAAUAGAGUUAGAUAUAAGACCUCCACUGACUUUAUUGACCGUGUAGCAAAUUGCCAACUUGAGGAUGUCAAAUAUAGUGGGAAUUUUUAUACUUGGUGCAAUAAACAACAUGGAGAGGACAGAAUCUAUUCUAAGAUAGAUCGUGUACUAGCAAACCAAGCUUGGCUGAGAUUGUACCCGGAAGCUGAGACAGUUUUUGUGAAUGAGGGGUUGUUUGAUCAUACACCAGCUGUCCUCACGGUAUAUUCAAAUGUCACUUGUGGUAGGAAACCUUUCAAGUAUUUCAAUAUGUGGUCUACGCAUCCAGAUUAUUUUAAGAAGAUUGAAGAGAUCUGGCAACAACAUUUUACAGGGACAAAAAUAGAUCAUCUAGCUGGCUGUCAAGAUAGGCUUAAGUGUGAUCCUUUAAACUCUGUAUUGCAUGGUAUAGAGUUGGAGGCUAAGAAUAAGUAUACAAAGGUUCACAAGGAUUAUAUCUCUUUUUUACAGCAGAAGUCUAAACUAAAUUGGGCUAGAAAUGGGGAUGAGAAUUCAACUUUGUUUCAUCUCAGUAUUCGGGAACGAAGAAGGCAAAACAGAAUUCUAUCUAUUAUUGAUGCAAGAGGGAAUCGGGUAGAUGAACCUGUACAAGUCAUUGAAGCUUUUUUAAGCUUCUAUCAAGAGCUUUUGGGUAGUAAGAUGCUACAAAGAAAGAAAGUAUUGGCUGGAGUGAUGUUUCAAGGUCCUACAGUAACAGAGUCCCAAUCAGAGCUACUUUUGAAAGAUUACUCAAAAGAAGAGGUUAGGAAAGUGAUAUUCGAAAUCCCUGGAAAUAAAGCACCCGGACCGAAUGGUUAUGGGAGUUGCUUUUACCAAGAAAACUGGAAUUUAAUUGGAGAUGAAGUUGUUGAAGCUAUUUUCUCCUUCUUAAAGACUGGGCAGCUGUUUAAAGAGAUAAAUUCCACAGUGAUUACACUUGUUCCUAAAACCAAAUGCCGGAAUACAGUAAAGGAUUACAGGCCAAUAGCAUGUUGCAAUGUCAUUUAUAAAGCAGCUACGAAGCUAAUUUGCUCGAGGCUCAAAACAGUUCUCCCUAGUAUUGUGGCGCAAAAUCAAGGAGGGUUUGUUCAUGGUUGA
Messenger RNA from Humulus lupulus (European hop), 1302 nucleotides. RefSeq lists its product as uncharacterized. Bases 1 to 1302 code for a protein of 433 amino acids. NCBI's taxonomy places the organism in Eukaryota, Viridiplantae, Streptophyta, Magnoliopsida, Rosales, Cannabaceae. The record is from RefSeq and is a predicted model, not a curated record. The transcript has 2 exons.